GCACGGUGUUUCUUCUUCAUUCAUGAUCCAGGAUGUUCUUUGAGGUAUGUUGGUGCCUAAGUGGGAUUGAUUCAAGGCUUGCUUAUGUGAAUCCACUUACUAUCCAAUGGAGAGGAAUAAAACUUUGCAUACUCGAGUGAAACAAUCCCUGGAGACUCGGGCUGGUGACGAGCCUGAGCUUCUUAAGUAUAUGUCGAACCUGCCGUUUUCUUGGAGAGAGCUGAUACUCAUACUCCUCGGGAUAAGCUCUUGAGCGUUGGUGUUCUUGAAUGGGACCGCUUGGAGAAGUGGCAGCAUAGUCAUAACCGGAUGAUGUUUGUGAAGAGUAUAUACUAUAUACCCUUCGGUUGUUUACCAAACUGAUUCUUCAUUGUUUCCGGACAGAGAUGAGUCGUCUGCUGGUCCCAGCAAUCCAAGGAAACAUCGUAGCUCACGGUAGUCUAAGCUCAUGUCAAAUCCUGGUGAAGAAACUGUAAGGGAGUAUCGAGAAAUCAAAGGUACACGGAAAAAGAAACAUAGAGACCAUAGGAGUUUCAGCAUACCUGAUGAGCAGCUUGGUCCAAUUACUGAUGCACAAGAGGGAUGUGAGAAGAAGGACCUGAAAGAGAAGAUUGGCCUAAAACCUGGAAUUUCAGAGGCUGGCGUGAACGUGGAGGUAAACUCUAAGGCUGAUGGUAGUAGACGUAAGAAGAGUGAGAAGAAGUCACGUGAAAAAAACCGAAAUGAUCAUGAUGGGGAACUCGGUCAAAGCCAGCAGAGGGAAGCUAAGCUCUAUGACUCAACUAAGAAGCUAGCUCGAGAACAGGCUAAGACCUCCAAGAGGAGUUCGGCUAACAAAGUCAGCGUAGUUCAUGAGGUUGAAGUAGAUUACUGUGCUCAACAUUCUUACUCCUUGCCAUGUAAAGCUGAUGGCUGCUCGGCAAAGAGUAACAUUGCCUUGGCUGAUGCGGACCCGAACCGGAAUUCAGAUAAAAUAUCUCAGUGUGUGCCACUCUCAGCAAAAGCAAGUAAUACAUCGUCAAGAGGUAAGAUCUCAGAAGACAGAGCAUCAUCUUUGUUAUCUGUGAAACAUUGUGUGGAUUAGCCUGCCCAGAGACAAGAUUCAACGUCACACAAACCUGUCUCUGUUAAGGGGAGAAGUACAUCACCUUUACAGCGGCUUAGCUUCGUUAUGGGCAAGGCCAGCAAAACUAACAGUGAACGAGUUGCUGGUUCCACUACCCAUCUAGAGUCAAUGGCUAGCUCCAUAAAGA
Messenger RNA from Brassica rapa (field mustard), 1253 nucleotides. RefSeq lists its product as uncharacterized. The record is from RefSeq and is a predicted model, not a curated record. NCBI's taxonomy places the organism in Eukaryota, Viridiplantae, Streptophyta, Magnoliopsida, Brassicales, Brassicaceae.